AUGAGUGUCAUCAACAAUGAGCGGUCAGGACGAGAUGACAACAACGAAAUAAACAUUGCGAAUGCGGUGGAGAAUGUGGACAAAGAUACAAGGGGCCCAUCAGAUAAGAAUCUUCUGGCGGAAGAUCGAGGGCAUCGCACCGAUGACCCAGAGAGGAUUGCGGACUCGAACUCAGUGGAUGUUCCUCCUGAUGGCGGAUACGGCUGGGUUUGUGUCGCAUGUGUAUUUCUGAUCAACGGGCAUACUUGGGGAGUCAACAGUUCUUAUGGUGUUUUCCUUGCUCACUACCUUGCGAGUGAUACUUUUCCUGGCGCAACUUCCCUUGAAUAUGCAUUCGUCGGCGGCUUAUCGAUUUCUUUAGCCCUCCUCACCGCACCGGUAGCUACGAGCUGUACGCGCAAAUUCGGAACACAAGUCACUCUAGCCAUCGGUAUUGUACUCGAAACAGCUGGGCUUCUUGGGGCUUCUUUUGCAUACGAGAUAUGGCAUCUAUUCCUAUCACAAGGUGUCGCUUUUGGGUUCGGUAUGGGUUUCCUCUUCGUAGGUAGCGUUGGAGUAGUUCCACAAUGGUUCUCGAAACGUCGAUCUUUAGCCAACGGUAUUGCAGCAGCUGGAAGUGGACUGGGAGGUUUGAUAUAUUCCUUGGCGACAAAUGCAAUGAUUCAAUCCAUUGGGCUCGGCUGGGCUUUUCGAGUAUUGGCUAUUUUGGCUUUUGCAGUAAACACCGUUUGUACAAUUUUGGUCAGGGAUCGAAACCAUGCGGUUGGAUCGGUCCAGAAAGCUUUCGACAUACAACUGUUCAAGAAGCCUGAAUUCUUCCUUUUGCUUGGAUGGGGAUUCUUCAGUAUGCUCGCAUACAUUGUUCUUCUCUUCUCCUUACCUAAUUACGCGAGGAGUAUCGGCCUUUCAGCCAAGCAAGGUUCUGUGAUUGGUGCUAUUUUAAAUCUUGGUCAAGGUCUUGGUCGGCCAUUCGUAGGGGCAUUUUCGGAUGCAACUGGGCGAAUUAAUAUGGCGGGCACUUGUACCUUCCUAGCAGGGCUUUUCUGUCUCGUUAUUUGGAUUUUCGCCAAAUCAUACGGAGUUCUCAUAUUUUUUGCUCUUGUUGUCGGAACUGUCUCGGGCACGUUUUGGGCCACUGUUGCCCCGGUGGGUGCAGAAGUAGUAGGUCUCAAAGUCCUUCCUUCCGCUCUAUCUAUUAUUUGGUUAGUGCUUGUGAUACCUUGCACUUUUUCUGAGCCAAUUGGACUAAAGUUGAGAGCCUCAUCUGGAGAUAUAUACCUACACGCACAGGUCUAUGCAGGAUGUAUGUAUAUUGGAGCUGCACUGUGUAUGUGGGGCCUGAGGGCUUGGAAAAUCAGGGAACUGGAAAGCUUAAGAGAAGGAGAAAGGGAGAAAGAACUAAGGGAUGAGGACGAGGCAAGGAGGGAAAGAGAAAGGGAACAGGGUGAAGAGAAAGAUUUUGAAGAGGGUGCCAAUGUUCCGAUGAGAAGGCAGAUGACAAGAACAGAGAGUGUGAAGCGAGCCACAAAGGGGCUUUGGGUUUUACAGAGAGUUUAG
Molecule: messenger RNA, 1557 nt
Organism: Botrytis byssoidea
Lineage: Eukaryota; Fungi; Ascomycota; Leotiomycetes; Helotiales; Sclerotiniaceae
Exons: 2
Coding region: 1-1557 (518 amino acids)
Biological process (GO): transmembrane transport
Molecular function (GO): transmembrane transporter activity
Source: RefSeq, a predicted model, not a curated record